This is a messenger RNA of Frieseomelitta varia, 2917 nucleotides long. RefSeq names its product fructose-bisphosphate aldolase-like (gene Ald1). NCBI's taxonomy places the organism in Eukaryota, Metazoa, Arthropoda, Insecta, Hymenoptera, Apidae. Gene Ontology annotation, molecular function: fructose-bisphosphate aldolase activity. Bases 557 to 1657 code for a protein of 366 amino acids. Gene Ontology annotation, cellular component: cytosol. The record is from RefSeq and is a predicted model, not a curated record. Gene Ontology annotation, biological process: glycolytic process; fructose 1,6-bisphosphate metabolic process. The transcript has 6 exons.
CGAGACACGCGCCCCGGCACAGUUUCCUUCCCGACGAGCCGCAAGGAUGUAGUCGAAACGACGUUCUGGGUCCUCUCGGCUGGACCCGGCGGAACCACCAACCGAGGUUUCGCCACCCGAGAACGCAACGAUCUGUUUACUUUCGUCUUCUCGCGUUCGCUUUUUACCCGUCUGUCAAUUCGAUCGGUAUCGUUGUUGGCGGAGUUUUAUGGUGAGAUGUUCGAAAUGUAACGAAACUCGUAAAAAAAAAAAAAAAACAUCAAGAGAGGAAGAACAACGUAAUCGAAAUCGACAUUAACGGACUAACAUCAAAGAAAACCGUAUUACUGUCGCGUUAUUAUUAUUGUUAUUAUUAUUACCGUUAUAUUAUUACAAUUCUCAUUAUUAUUCUCGUCUCGUUAUAUAUUGCAUUUAUUGUCCCUUGUACGCGUACGCGUGUGCUCGUAAUACAUCGCGAGUCUAAGCGAAAUCCGACGUUUUUAUUCGCGAUCUGAAGCUGGACCUGCACCGGCGGAGUCGGUGUUUUGCGGUGGAACAGGUAAGAGACUGACAGAAAAUGGUUGCGGAAAAAUACGAUAAGCUCGAGCCUGAGCUGAAAGAAGAAUUGAGAAGCAUCGCCCAGCAGAUUGUGGCACCUGGAAAAGGAAUCCUGGCUGCGGAUGAGUCGACCACAACUAUCGGCAAGCGUCUGAAGGACAUCAACGUUGAGAAUACCGAGGACAACCGUAGAGCUUACAGACAACUACUCUUCACCGCCGCUAAGGACACGAUCAGCCAGCACAUCUCUGGUGUCAUCCUGUUCCACGAGACUCUCUACCAGAAGGCCGAAGAUGGAACACCAUUCGUCGAACUGUUGAAGCAACGUGGCAUCUUGCCAGGUAUCAAGGUCGACAAGGGUGUGGUGCCAUUGUUCGGCACCGACGACGAAUGCACCACCCAGGGCCUCGACGAUCUACAGGCCCGUUGCAUCCAAUACAAGAAGGACGGAUGCCAAUUCGCGAAAUGGAGAUGCGUGUUGAAGAUCAAGAAGGACUGUCCGAGCAAGCUGGCCAUCUUGGAGAACGCUAACGUUCUAGCCCGUUACGCUUCCAUCUGUCAGAGCGCUAGGAUCGUGCCGAUCGUCGAGCCGGAGAUCUUGCCCGACGGUGAUCACGACAUUGUCCGUUGCGAACAAGUUACGGAAGAAGUUCUGGCCGCUGUGUACAAGGCACUUGCUGAUCAUCACGUAUACCUCGAGGGUACUCUUCUGAAACCGAACAUGGUAACACCAGGACAAAGCAGCCCGAAUAGGGCAAGUCCUCAGGAGAUCGCGGCCGCUACCGUGACCGCUUUGCUGCGCACCGUACCACCCGCAGUGCCUGGCAUCACCUUCCUCAGCGGUGGACAGUCGGAGGAAGAGGCAUCUGUCAACUUGGACGCCAUCAACAAGUUCCCCGCGAACAAACCUUGGGCACUGACAUUCAGCUACGGUCGUGCUCUUCAAGCCUCUGUCCUCCGCGCAUGGGGUGGCAAGAAGGAACAAAUUGCUGCCGGCCAGGAAGAACUUAUCAAGAGGGCUAAGGCAAAUAGUCUAGCCAGCCAAGGCAAUUACGCUGCUGGUAGCAUUGUUAGCAAAGCUGCAAGUGCCUCUCUCUACGUCAAAUCUCAUGCCUACUAAAUUCUUGCUUUUCUUUCUUUGAGACGGUUUCACAGCUAACAGUGAAUCGGCACUCGGCAAAUACGCUGGUGGCGUGACAGGAGCUGCUGGCGACGCAGCGCUUUUCGUCGCAAACCACGCGUACUAAACGAAUUAUUAGACAUUGAUAAGGAUUAGACAAUUAGGUCGUUCGUCGAACAUUGUCAACGUCGAUCACUGUUGCCGACAUGAGGGCAUCAUCGACGAUGAAGAUGGGAAGCGAACGAAGGAAAAAAAACUCACAAAGAAUGCCUCAAAAUGCUCGAAACACAAAACGAUCGUGCAGCUUCUGUUUCCAAUUUUACGUUUUACAUAAUUUAAGAAAAAAAAAAGAAAAAAGUUCAAACCUGCGAACGAAUUCGAAUUCAUUGAGUUUUACUUCGCGAUAAUUGGUACCACCAUAUAUCCAUGCGUGAUUUUAAAUCAAAAUAGAAUCUUGACGAUGCAUUUUAAUCUCACGGAAUAGACGGAAGCUGAGGAGAUUCGUUUUGUUUUUACGAUGAAAAUCAAACUCUCAGGAUCACGAUGUUGUCGACCAUGAUCGAUUCUCUUCGCCGAUUACCGUAUUUCUGAACGAACGAUCGCCUCUAUCGCCUCUUGCUUUUACUCUUUCCCUGUUCUAUCUCCUCUCACUCAGGACCUUCCACUCUUUUUUUUCCCACCCCUGUCCUUCAUCUACGUUCCUAUGUUCUCUCUAAGAUGCACAUGUGACACGAUGAAGAGUGUUUAACGCAUCUUUCAUCGCAGAAUUGUUCGUUAACCAAGAGAAAGAAGGAACUAGGGAUCUACGACAAUCGUCGAGAGAACGUGAUCGAUGCGUACAGAAGCGGGCCUAUCGUGUAAAAUUGAAGAAGAAAUAACGGAUAAAGAUCGUUUACUCGGAUCGUGAAUAGAUUUCGUGACGUUCGAACUACGCACGCGUUAUUAUGUUCUGUAAGAAUACGAGUAAAACAAAAGCAGAUAUAUUAUACAUAUAUAUUAUCAAUGUCGUUAUAAUAUUCUACGUGUAUAAAAAAAAAGAACAAAAAGAGAAAAAAUAAAAAAAAAUAAAAAUACAUAUUAAAUGUUGUUUGUUAGCAAAUGAGUCGAAUAUUAUGAAGUCGUAAUAUUAUGUCAUCUACUUAUACAAUAUGUAUAUCUUACAUAGAUAUUUAAGUAACGUAUUGAAAAGUAUCUCGUACAUCGAUGUUAUAUCUAAUAUUUUCAUUGUAAUCUAGGUCACCAAAUACACUGUGGAGGGUA